Erpetoichthys calabaricus (reedfish) is the source of this 1438-nucleotide messenger RNA. RefSeq names its product cysteine/tyrosine-rich 1 (gene cyyr1). The transcript has 3 exons. The record is from RefSeq and is a predicted model, not a curated record. NCBI's taxonomy places the organism in Eukaryota, Metazoa, Chordata, Cladistia, Polypteriformes, Polypteridae. Bases 30 to 593 code for a protein of 187 amino acids.
CUCCGCCCACCCCACCUCCCUCCUCCGGUAUGAGGAGACAAAGGAGUCGGGAAGCUCUGCACGUGGGUCAGCGGGUCUCCUCCAAUCAGACUCUACACACCCUGACCCAAGACCCACCUCACUGGAUUUGCCGAUCGGUGCUAAAGGAUCGCGACUCGAGCCGGUCGGCCCACCACCAUCGGUGCCUUUUUUCCAGGAGGUCCCGUGAACAACUUCACCCACUUAGGAGCUGUUGCUGUGGUGAUGGCCAGACAACUUUUGCCGCUGUUGCCGAUCGUGUUUUGCUGUUGCCUCGGGGUACCGCAAUUGCUGGCAUCGUCUUUGGCAUCGUCUUCCUGAUGGGUGUCAUUGCAGGCGUGGCCAUCUGCAUCUGCAUGUGUAUGAAGAGUGGGCGGGGCUCCCGAGUGGGCGUGUUCAGGGGCAGGCCCAUGCAUAUCAGCGCCAUCAGCAGCUACCCAGUGGCGCCGCCUCCAUACAGCUAUGAAUUUGAGAUGGACUCGCAGACUGACUUGCCGCCUCCUUACACGCCCACCCCGCCCAGGACGGUGCCGUUUCCUCCUCCCCCUCCGUAUCCCGGAUACUCCAGGAAGUGACCCGCCUCCAGUUCAACGUGUUCUUAAUGGUCGGUGACCCAGAAUCGCCCCCACCCCCUCUCCAGUCCGAGGUGGAACGAGGACACAAGGACAGCGACGGCUGAUGAGACGCCUCGUCCGCUCGUUGGCGGAUCGCCACCACGCACUGCGCGAUCCGUUGCUGUUCUGAUUUCCUCCUGCAGACGCGCAGCUCCUGAUUGCCUCCAUCUGUGGAUGAUGUGUCCGUCUGGAAGCGGGGUCUUCGGUAGUGGUGGACCUGCCAGUACCGUCUGACCAGUCAGAGAGAGAGAACCGGGCAGCCUCUGCCCUCCGCACGGCCUCUACGACAAGAAGCCAGCAGAGGGCGCUCUGGAGUUGAAGCGGGUCGUGUUUCUCCUAUUGACGAGCUACAGCGCAGACAAAUGGAGGACUGGAAUUACUGGAUGGAAUGCUCAGGAGAAUCUGGAACAAACUUUCUUUUAUGAGGGAUCGUUUGCAAAUGUUUAUUUACUAUGCAAUAAGUUGUUUUUUUUUAUUAUAAAAUGUCUGCGUCUAUUUCAUGUGUUACCCAGAACUCUGUGUGCGAUGUCACAAAAUGAGAACUUGGGUUUGUUUCAGUUAGCGGCCUUUACAAGACCCUUCUUUAUAUAGCGCCUGUAUUAGUGGACAUUAGCGUCUGGUCUUAUGCUGCCAUCUUGCUUGGCACUGCUAAUUCAAAUCAUAUUGCAGUAACUAGGAGUGGAUGUUUAUACGCAGAUUGCGGUCAUUCCAUAUAGCGCCUUUCACACAAAAGGAAAUACUAUUUGAUAAAAAAUUUAAAAGUAAAAUACUUUACUUUGGGCUUAUUACUGCAUCAAACUGCCUUU